CUACCACCACCAUCACCUGGGCAGUCGCCACCGCCGCAAGCUCUUUCCGCUACAUCACCUCGUCACUGUCAGCGCCCUUAGCUGUGCUGAUUACACUUUGACACAAGGAGAGAGACACUUUUCCAUCCCACCCGGUUUCACCCUCAAUCCACCAUGCUUCCGGCUCGAGGCGCCAUGCGCGCUGGCGCUGCCCUGAAGCGAGGCGUGGCCGCACCCUCGCUCACCAGGGCGACGAUGGCGAGGGGCUACGCAACGACGGCGGAAGAGGUCCCGGACAUUGACCCCUCCAUCUUCGACCGCAAGGUUGACAUGAGCAACGUCGAGAAGGGAAAGGGAUACUUCAUCAACUACAAGAAGAUGGACGAGAACAUCAAAAUUGUCCGCGACAGGCUCAAGCGACCACUGACCAUGUCGGAGAAGAUCGUCUACGGCCAUCUCGAUGACCCUCACAACGAAGACAUUCGACGUGGACAGUCCUACCUCAAGCUGCGCCCCGACCGAGUCGCCUGCCAAGACGCCACGGCCCAGAUGGCCCUGCUGCAGUUCAUGUCUGCUGGUCUCCCCACCGUUUCCGUGCCCACGACAGUACACUGUGACCACCUUAUUGAGGCCCAGGUCGGUGGUGUCAAGGACCUGGCCCGUGCCAAGGACAUCAACAAGGAGGUGUACGACUUCCUGGCCACCUGCACGGCCAAGUACGGCAUUGGAUUCUGGAAGCCUGGCUCGGGCAUUAUUCACCAGAUCCUCCUCGAGAACUACGCUUUCCCCGGUGGUAUGAUGAUUGGUACCGACUCGCACACGCCCAACGCCGGUGGUCUCAACAUGAUUGCCAUUGGUAUCGGUGGUGCCGACGCUGUCGACGUCAUGGCCGACAUUCCCUGGGAGCUCAAGUGCCCCAAGGUCGUCGGUGUUGAACUCACCGGAAAGCUCUCGGGCUGGACCGCUCCCAAGGACAUCAUUCUCAAGGUCGCCGGCGAGCUCACUGUCAAGGGUGGCACGGGCAGCAUCAUCGAGUACAAGGGACCUGGUGUCGAGGGUCUCUCGGCGACGGGCAUGGGCACAAUCUGCAACAUGGGUGCUGAGAUUGGCGCUACGACGUCUGUCUUCCCCUACAACGACCGCAUGGGUGACUACCUCCGGGCCACCAACCGUGGCGAGAUCGCCGACCUGGCCAAGGGCUUCCAGAAGAACCUUCUCCCUGACGCGGGCGCCGAGUACGACAACCACAUUCAGAUUGACCUGAGCUCGCUCGAGCCCCACAUCAACGGCCCCUUCACCCCCGACCUUGCCACGCCCCUGUCCAAGUUUGCCGAGGCUGUCAAGAAGAACGACUGGCCCCAGGAGCUCAAGGUCGGCCUCAUUGGCUCGUGCACCAACUCGUCGUACGAGGACAUGUCCCGCUCGGCUUCGAUUGCCGAGGAGGCUGCCGCCCACGGCCUCAAGGUCAAGUCCAAGUUCACCAUCACGCCCGGUUCUGAGCAGAUUCGUGCCACCAUCGCUCGUGACGGCCAGAUGGACAUCCUCAGCGACGCUGGUGGUGUCGUUCUCGCCAACGCCUGCGGCCCUUGCAUUGGCCAGUGGGACCGAACUGACGUCAAGAAGGGCGAGAAGAACUCGAUCAUUACCUCGUACAACCGUAACUUCACGGGCCGUAACGACGCCAACCCGGCCACCCACGCCUUUGUUGCCUCGCCCGACAUUGUCACCGCCAUGGUGUUCGCUGGUGACCUGACCUUCAACCCUAUGACCGACUCGCUCAAGGGCGCGGACGGCAAGGAGUUCAAGUUCUCCGACCCCACGGGCAAGGAGCUCCCCCCUCGUGGCUACGACCCCGGUGAGGAGACCUUCCAGGCUCCUCCUGAGGACCGGUCGCAGGUUCAGGUCAAGAUCGACCCCAACUCGGACCGUCUCGAGUUCCUGCCGGCCUGGGAGCCUUACCAGCCCGGCUACGAGAAGGACCUUUACGUCCUCGUCAAGGCUGAGGGCAAGUGCACCACCGACCACAUCUCUGCUGGUGGUCCCUGGCUCAAGUACCGUGGCCACAUCUCCAACAUCUCGCGCAACACCUACUCGGGCGUCAUCAGCGCCUUCACCCACGAGGCCAACCAGUCGUACAACCACAACACGGGCAAGUUUGAGUCGACGCCCGAGGUGGCCCUGCAGUACAAGGGUCAGGGCAAGCGAUGGGUCUUCAUUGGCGGUGACAACGUCGGCGAGGGUUCGUCGCGUGAGCACGCCGCUCUGCAGCCCCGCCACCUUGGUGGUUUCGCUGCCAUUGCCAAGAGCUUCGCCCGUAUCCACGAGUCGAACCUCAAGAAGCAGGGCCUUGUCGCCGCGACCUUCAAGAACCCCGAGGACUACGACAAGAUCCAGAAGGACGACAUCGUCACCCUCGAGGGUCUCGACAAGUUCGCCCCCGGCUCGGAACUCAACCUCGCCGUCAAGCACGCUGACGGCUCGACCGACAACCUUCCCCUGGUCCACUCCUACAACGAGCCGCAGCUCAAGUUCUUCAAAGCUGGUUCAGCGUUGAACUUGAUGGCGGCAGCCGCUUCUGCAAAGGCACAGGCGUAAUGGUGUCCAGUCAAGGUCACCAUGGCGAGCAGACACUUCGUAGAAGUCGAGGGCACCAGCGCGUCUUUUUGACGUGGUUCUUUCCCGCGGAAAGAUUCUCGCGUCAAUUUCAACGCAUUUCACUUUCCUUGCUGUAGUUCUUUUUAUUCAUUGUUACCUCUUCUGGUCGUGGCUUUCUUGUUUUUGCCCUCGUAUCACACAACCAAAAGCAAUAAGGAAGAAUGGAAAAACAAUGAUUCCGGACGAGAUUGAUGUUGAUGCAGCAGCAGGCGC
This is a messenger RNA of Acaromyces ingoldii, 2847 nucleotides long. Its product is annotated as putative aconitase. Gene Ontology annotation, biological process: tricarboxylic acid cycle. Gene Ontology annotation, cellular component: cytosol; mitochondrion. Lineage: Eukaryota; Fungi; Basidiomycota; Exobasidiomycetes; Exobasidiales; Cryptobasidiaceae. The coding region runs from base 154 to 2574 and encodes 806 amino acids. The record is from RefSeq and is a predicted model, not a curated record. Gene Ontology annotation, molecular function: 4 iron, 4 sulfur cluster binding; aconitate hydratase activity. The transcript has 5 exons.